This is a messenger RNA of Vicia faba (fava bean), 1308 nucleotides long. The record is from the annotation of a GenBank genome assembly. NCBI's taxonomy places the organism in Eukaryota, Viridiplantae, Streptophyta, Magnoliopsida, Fabales, Fabaceae.
AUGGGUCUUGAGAUAGAACAACCAUGUGUUCACCUUUCAAACAUUGCAGUUUCUGAUACUCAUGGUGAAAACUCACCUUACUUUGCUGGAUGGAAAGCCUAUGAUGAAAACCCUUAUCAUCACUUAACCAACACUACCGGAGUUAUACAAAUGGGAUUGGCUGAGAAUCAAGUUUCAUUUGAUUUGGUAGAAAAGUACUUGGAAGAGCACCCAGAGGAUUAUAAGGGUUUUAGAGAGAAUGCAUUAUUUCAAGACUAUCAUGGUCUUAUAUCAUUCAGAACUGCAAUGGCAAGUUUCAUGGAACAAAUAAGAGGUGGUAGAGCCAAAUUUGAUCCUCAAAGGAUUGUAAUUACUGCUGGAGCAACUGCUGCCAAUGAGCUCUUAACUUUCAUUCUUGCUAACCCCGGUGAUGCUUUGCUUGUUCCUACACCUUACUAUCCAGGGUUUGAUAGAGAUUUAAGGUGGAGAACUGGUGUAAACAUAGUGCCAAUUCACUGCAACAGCUCUAACAAUUUCCAAAUUACACCACAUGCUUUACAAGCUGCUUACAAAGAAGCUGAAUCAAUGAACAUGAAAGUGAGUGGAGUGCUAAUCACAAACCCUUCAAACCCUUUAGGUAUAACAAUUCAGCGUCAAGUUCUAGAACAAAUUCUUGACUUUGUCUCACAAAAGAAUAUCCACCUCAUCUCAGACGAAAUCUACUCGGGCUCAGUCUUUUCUUCCACCGAGUUCAUAAGCGUGGCUGAAAUUCUCGAAGCUCGUAAUUACAAAGAUGCUGAGAGAGUUCACAUUGUUUACAGUCUUUCUAAAGACCUCGGUCUACCUGGUUUUAGAGUUGGAACAGUUUAUUCAUACAAUGAUAAGGUUGUGACAACAGCAAGAAGAAUGUCGAGUUUUACCUUAAUAUCCUCACAAACACAACAGUUUUUGGCUAAUAUGCUAUCAGACAAGGAAUUUACGGAGAAGUACAUUAAAAUUAAUAGGGAGAGAUUGAAGAAGAGAUAUGAAAUGAUAGUAGAAGGGUUGAAAAGUGUUGGAAUAGAGUGUUUGAAAGGGAAUGCAGGGUUGUUUUGUUGGAUGAAUAUGAGUCCACUUUUGAAGGAGUCAAGUAAGGAAGGUGAAUUAGAACUUUGGAAUGUGAUACUGAAAGAAGUGAAAUUGAAUAUAUCACCGGGGUGUUCAUGUCAUUGUUCAGAAGCAGGUUGGUUUAGAGUGUGUUUUGCAAAUAUGAGUGAAGAAACUCUCGAAAUUGCAUUAAAAAGAAUUCGUAAAUUCAUGGAAAAAAGAACAAAGACAAAGAAAGAAUAA